CUCAGCAAACACCGCCUUGGGCGAAAGGAAGAUCUUGAAUGUUGCCCACAACGAGCUAGUGUCAUGGUGAGCUGCUUGUCGUUGGAAUGGUGAUUGCGGGAUUUUGCCUUCAUCGGACUGAAGGGCGGGUAUUGGUGGCGGUAUGACACGACUGCGGCAGCUGCGAGCACGAACGGAGCGAGACAGUGCCAUGGAAAGCCCAUUCCCCGACCACUGCAUGAUCUGGGAGCGUAUGUUCGGUUUGUAGCCCGGAGGCGAUGUUGCAAAACGCGUAGAGUCGGCGGCAUGCAUCCUCCUGUGAUCAAAGAACGCCAUCAGGACGACGAACGGUGACGAGACCAUACAAACGAGGCUGAUGCGUGCUUCAAAGAGGGGUUGCGGGAGCGUCGUUUGAAGUGCGCCCGUGCAUAUCUCACGGCAACGGGCAGUGCAAACGCCGCGUAUGAGGGCGGUAAUAGUGCAAUUUCUGCAUCGACGCGUGUUCGAAGUGUAUCCAAAGACCGUGGUGAAUGGUGCGGUCUGAUCGACGGGACGUUGAUGCAGCGCAUGCAUAUGCGUGUGAGCGUUUGCAUGCCUCCGACCAGAAACGUCGCGAAGACGCAGUUGCAGCUCGAACGGGUCCACAAUGGUUCUCUGCCAAACAUUCUUCAAAGGCGGCGAAGAGCAGUUCUCUUGUUGGCGAAAGUCAUAAUCCCACUCACCUCCCACCAGGAAGGGAAGCUUUCACUUUUUUCUCUCAAUUCGUCUCUACCCGACGCCCCGACCCAACGCCAGCUUCAGAAGCUUUCACGACAUGGCAGCAUCCAAGAGAGUCGAGCAGCUUGGAGGCCGUGGGAAUCAACUCUCGAUCGACACCAGCCAAGCUGGACCAGGUAGCCCAACAGCUGGUGACAACAGCCCAGGUGGUCCCACGACACCAGGCUCACCACUGACCCCUAGGCUGCAAGGCCUGACGGGUUCCACGAAGCUGAGCGUGAAUUGGCUGUCUCAGAAGCACCCAGAGCUUCUGUCCGCUUGGCAGACCGAAAUCUCAAACAACAUUGGUGUGCUCGCCGACCGCCUUGACCAAGUGGUUGAGGUCCUCGUCGUCGUUGCCAGCUCGAAUGCCCCUCGCCGCCUUUCGAAGCUCGGAACACUCGGCGACGACGAUCAAGCUCUCUACGAUGAACUGGAGGAGAAGUUCGAAGCAUUCAUCGCCUCAGUCUUGAAGACACUUGGAGAGAAUGAGAAGGACAAGCUGACUGAUCGUGGUGGCCAAAAGGGCACCAAGCAAGCCAAGGCGUUCAAGGAGCUGUUCGUGAAGCAGGCCAAGAGAAAUGCGAGUGCCAUGAACGAUGAUGGUGUCGACUACGCUCGAGCUGCGGAACUGAUGGCGAAGAUCUCCGAAGAGGGCUUGCCAAUCAUGUUUGGCAAGGCAGUGGGCCAGCACAUAGGCGCGUCCACUCCUGCCCCCAAGUCAGCCGGUGGCACUGACAAGGGCACUAUCGAGCUGCUCGAGAAGGAGUAUCUGGACAUACUCCGUCCACAAUUCGAGGCGUAUGCCCAGUCCAUUGGCCCCAUUGUGCCGUCCGUCCGCCGCGGCGGCCCAGCCAAGGAGCAGGCCCAGGUAUACAAGACUCAGGUCAUCGACGGCGCAGCUGGCAAGGACGAUGAGCCAGUAGUGUUGUUGCUCAACACGCUCAGCGAAGCCGGUCUAGAGAGCCUUUACGUCUCGCUGUCCAAGAAGCACAAGAAUGACUGGACGGUCGUCGAGGAGACUGGCAACAAGCGCAAGCGCGUCAAGCCGACUGUGGACGACGACGAGGAAGGCGACGAAGCGGAGGGCGCGGAGGUCGAGACGGAGGAUACUCCUGCUGACCGUCCAAAGCGGCAGCCUCGCAAGAAGAGCAAGACCACCACCACUGUUGCUGCUUCUGCUGCUAACGCUGCCAACGACGACUUCGAGUAAGCCUGGGCUUGACGGCUGCUACACUGUCGAUUUGCCGCAGUGCUGAUCACCACGACUGAUUUGUCGAAUGCCUCCACCUCUUGUACGCCCCACGACGGUGACGGGCGAGGUGGAGAUGGAAUUGGGCGCCCAUCUGCGGCGCGAAGAUUACCAUAGCUCUUUGAAUGAGACUGACUACUGUCACCGUACCAAGAAAAGAAAAACCGUUGUCACAUCGUCUGCGUUGUCGCCUCUUUCACUUCGCCAUCUGCUGCUGCGCGAGACUUUUCGGUGUGUGGUUGGAGCUGUUUUGCCAUGGAGCCAUUUGGCCAUUGCAUAGAGCAAUGAGCGUGCAAGCGAUCUUUUUCUUUCACUCUCCCUGCUGUCCGGUGCCACCCCUUCGCAUGCCCACAUCUCAGCAACAAGAGUCCAUUGGCUGUGUCAAGUCGCACCAUAGAAGGUCAUCUUGGCCGGCGGCAUCGCUAGAGGUUGGAGUCUGAGAUUGCCCGUGUGAUGGGCCGGCACUUGAUUCGUCAUUUCCAGUAUACGUGCGGCUGUGAAGGUUCCGAUAUCGAGAUCUGGCUGCAGGCAGUGUUGGUGAGAAUUAAAAUGCUCCUCGAGAACCGUGGUGGUGUGGAGAGCUCUUCCUCUUUGAAUUCCGGGCGGCAACUGCCGUUGCGACCAGCUCCACUUUCCCUCUCCUCCGCUUCGCUCCGCUGGAGGAACAACACCAUUCGACCACCUCCACAGCUCCGUCUCUCAUUGUAAUUAUCACACUGCGACAACACAGAAAACAUACUAGACACGUGCAGCUCACAUGCAUGACGAUAUGCGCUGCAUUACGGCCAGCGGCAAAUCGGCGAGUUCGUCUCUGUAAUG
Molecule: messenger RNA, 2806 nt
Organism: Cercospora beticola
Lineage: Eukaryota; Fungi; Ascomycota; Dothideomycetes; Mycosphaerellales; Mycosphaerellaceae
Source: RefSeq, a predicted model, not a curated record